GAUUCAUUAAGGAAGGUCGGUUUCAUAACACAUCUCUUAUUAAUAACAAGCGCAACCCUAACCAUCUUGAUCUGUCAAAUAACCGUCGUGUUCGGUAGAGCCUGACCUUUGAUAGGUACAAUGCCUAUGUGAACCUGCGAUUUCGCCAAUUGCAAAGAGCCGGCUGUUCGUAAUCUCGGUGGUUGCAUAUUAUGCAACCGUCAUCUAUGUUCCGAACAUCUUCAGCAGGGUUUUCAUAAAUGUCCCAAAUGGGAGGAUGAAGAUAGAUACGACCCUGCGGCUCGAGUUGCUGAAGCAGAGGAACUGACGGGGUUGAUCAGUAAGAUCAACAUUCCUGCUCUGGCGGCUCAAGCCAGUUCCUUGCGUGGGGGAAUACCCUGUUCAAUUCCUCCACUUCAAUAUGACAGAGAAACACGGAGUUCUGUGAUGGGCGGCAUGAAUUAUCAUAUCGAGAUAUGUUUUGACGACGGAAUCAAAUGGAUAGCCCGUGUACGCAGAUUCAAUGCUACAUCGCCUCCGGAAGCACUGCGGGAUUAUAUAGUCCAGAGCGAAGUCGCAACUCUCAAACUUCUCGAACGAACCAGCGUACCUGCUCCGGAAGUAUUUGAUCUCGCACUGGAUAAUCCAGAUAACCCUGUUGGAGUCGGCUAUAUUCUAAUGGAAAAGUUACAUGAGAAGUCUUUAAGAUGGUCUGCUACAACGCAGGAACAGAGAAGAAAAGUGAUGGAACAGCUUGCCGACGUAUUCAUCGAGCUUAGCAGUUAUCCCUUCGAUCGCCUUGGUUCUCUCCAUUACCCGGGCGCGGGUGACAUCCAUAUUGGUGCGCUUGCUCGGGAAUCGCUUACUGAUUUUACGGAAUCCGGAAUGCGCACAAUGGGGCCGUUCUCGUCUCUGAAAGAGUACCACGAAUCUUCAAUCCGGCUCAUCUUAGACCUGAUUCUUCGCGGAGAAAUGUACUCAGAACAAGCUGUGGAUGCCUACCUGAUACACAGGUUUCUCCUUGAUAUAGUUCCCAUCGUGCUAUCGCAGUCGGUAGAGGAUGACGGAAAUUUUUACUUGAAGCACGCAGAUGAUAAGGGGGAUCACAUUAUGGUGGAUGAAGACUUCAAUAUUACCGGUAUAAUCGACUGGGAAUGGGCUCACACCGCACCUCCGAUACAUGCUUUUAACUCACCCAUCGGCCUCUUGCCAGUUGGUGAGUUCUAUCAAGGCAAGAAUAAUCUAGGCGGCGAUGAAAUUACCUUCGCGCACGUCUUAGAAGAAAAGGGGCAUACAGCUUUGGCAAAAUAUGUCUGGAACGGUCGGCUGCAGCACAGGUUUUCUUUCUGUUGCGGAUACGAUCUCGCGGACUGGGAUGGAUUUCUCGGCCUCUUCCAAGGACUCCGAGGUGCUGUAAAGGUAGACGAAGGUGUAGAUUGGAAUGGCUGGAAAAUGGCUGCAUUGCAUCGCUAAAGGGGCCACCAGCUUACAGCUCUUAUUACGUAGGAAUGAAAACUCGGCUUCUGAGCGCUGAAGGGCUGUCAUAUCUAUCUCAGGAGACUCUGAGUUUAUCAGGCCGCAGCCACUCAUAAAAAGCUUUCGCCAAGUUCUCCAAUUCCUCCAUUAACUGAACACAGUCACAUUUCACUCACAAGAACCAACC
Messenger RNA from Daldinia caldariorum, 1642 nucleotides. RefSeq lists its product as uncharacterized. The record is from RefSeq and is a predicted model, not a curated record. The transcript has 2 exons. NCBI's taxonomy places the organism in Eukaryota, Fungi, Ascomycota, Sordariomycetes, Xylariales, Hypoxylaceae. Bases 427 to 1452 code for a protein of 341 amino acids.